AUGAGCGACAUGAGUAUCGUGGUAGCUCAAUGUUCAGCCGAAUUUGAUGAACAAGACCUGCGGUUCGAGUGGUCAUGUGGCCAAGCUGCUCCAGGCAUGAUACUCGUAGAUCUAGUCGGUGGAAAUUCUACGGCUCAAGGAAUGCCUUCCAUUCUGAGCAGACAGCCGCGCAGGAGCCGGAACCCUUCUGGCGUGAGACUUCCUUCAGUAUUUGUAGCCGAAGCUCGGGCGGCAACAAAGCCCAAGAAGAACCUGACAUGGUGGGUUUUCAUCACCAACAUCGCUCUAAACCCCCUAUACGAGGCUCAGAAGGACGAGGCUUAG
Fusarium pseudograminearum CS3096 is the source of this 324-nucleotide messenger RNA. RefSeq lists its product as uncharacterized. Bases 1 to 324 code for a protein of 107 amino acids. The transcript has 2 exons. The record is from RefSeq and is a predicted model, not a curated record. NCBI's taxonomy places the organism in Eukaryota, Fungi, Ascomycota, Sordariomycetes, Hypocreales, Nectriaceae.